AGUUUGGAAUUGCCUUUGACCGCGUGCGGACGGCGACGCCAGCGAGUUGUUGUUUGGUCGGCUUGAACUGACACUCUGUGCAUGUGUAUGUGAUGUGGUCUGUGUGAGUGUGAAAAAAAACAACAACAACAACCAACAGAGCGUACAAUAUUGUGGGCAGAGCGAGACAGAGAAAGAAAGCGACAGAAAGAGAAAGAAGAGAGGUAGCUAAAUUACACGCAUAAAUUGCGUAGCGCAAAAAGUUCUGAAUGAAAAAGUCAAGGCAUACGGGCUGAAAGUACAACAAGCGAUAAAUUCUCCACUUUGAAGCUACAGAUGCCAACUUCAACUAAAAUAAACAACAAUUAAACACUGCCAUAUUGCAACAAAGAAGUAACUGACAACAACAACAAGAACGACAACCAAAACUACCUCGUUGCUGGCCAAGCACAACAAACACACGUACACACACACACACAUAUACACAUACACACAAUUCGAACAUCACUCAAAUUGAAAGCGAACUCAUUUCCAAUGUAGCAUCCCCAAAGGAAAAUGGAACAACAAAUUUCCAAGACAACUUAAGCAGCAGUAGCAAUAAAAAAUAAUAAAAAGGAGCAGCUUCAACAGUCGCUAGCCACAAUCAGCAAAUCAAAUUGCAGCCAAGAGCUAAAAAGCAUCACAGCAAAAAGCGGGCACACAUUACGUAUACGCAACGUGCAGCAUGAUGAAAAGCAUUAGCGAUGUUGAGGCGCCUCCAGCGCCAGCAACAGCUGCAAUCGCAGCAAUAAAUGGCCAACAGAAGCCAAGCAAUGGCCACGCCCAUGCACAUGGCACGCCCACACAGCAACAGCAACACAGCAAUGGAAAUGUGCAUAUGAAUGGGAAUGGAAAUGGAAAUGGAAAUGGACAUGCCUAUCAUCAGAAUGGAGGCGGUAGACGUGACUCGACACAGGCAUUUACGCCGCUAUUGGCCCAGCACAAUAGCACGAAUGGUGAUGUGGUCACGGUGACGCCCCCAACGCCCACAACGGUGCUGUACGAGAGUGCGCCGAGCAACAACAACGAGUGGAAGGCAUCGGAGGAUAUUAACAAUCUGAAGAACGGUCUGCUCAGCAAUAAUAAUGGCAAUGGACACAAUGGACACAACGGACAUAAUGGACAUAAUGGCCAUAAUCUGCGCGAGAAAUAUGCCCAUGAGCAGGCUCCGCUGACCGGUGGCUACAAGCUGCCCGGUGGUGCACAUGCCCGAGGCAGUGAAUCCGAGGAAUCCGACUUUGACUCGGAUCUAAAUGGUGGUGAUGAUGGCUCCAAUUGUGGUUUGUUUGGCUGUCGUCCGCGUUGGGCACGUCGGUUUGCCUCGACGCACGUGUUCAUGGUGGUGUUCCUGCUGGCAUAUAUACUCCAGGGCAUGUACAUGACGUACUUUGUGUCUGUGAUCACCACAAUUGAGAAGCUGUUCCAGAUCAAGUCCAAGACAACGGGCUUCCUGCUCAGCGCCAGCGAGAUGGGUCAGAUCAGCACGGCCAUGUUGCUCACGUAUUUUGCGGGACGUGGCCAUCGACCACGUUGGAUUGCCUGUGGCAUGGUGCUCUUCUCCAUUGCGGCCUUUGCCUGCGCCCUGCCCCACUUCAUCUUUGGCGAGCAGCUGAUGCAGUCCAGUGUCUUUCUCAAGCCCCAGGCGCCAUUCGCCUCGUCAUCCUCGUCGUUGUGGAGCAAUACCACCGAUCCGAAUCUCUGUAUGCUCGGUGGCAAUGGCACAGUGGCGGGCAGCGAGUGCACCGAGGAGCGUCAGUUGGAGCAGGCAUCGCACACCAAGAUCACGGUCAUUGUACUCUGCAUCUUCUUUGGCAGCCUGCUCAGCUCCGGCAUUGGCCAGACGGCUGUGGCCACCUUGGGCAUACCCUAUAUCGAUGACAAUGUGGGCAGCAAACAGUCGCCCAUGUACAUGGCUGUCACCAUUGGCAUGAGGAUUCUGGGACCCGCCUCGGGAUUCAUUGUUGGCAGCUUCUGUACACGCUGGUAUGUGAACUUUGCCAAUCCCGGUUUUGAUGCCAGUGAUCCGCGUUGGAUUGGCGCCUGGUGGCUGGGACCUGUGGCCAUUGGCAGCCUCAUGUUGCUGGCCUCCAUUGCCAUGUUCUCGUUCCCCAAGCAGCUGCGUGGCAAGCAGCAGGCUGUGCCUGCCACCACGCCACCUGAGCAGGAGGAGAAGCCCAAGCUGAAGGACUUCCCCAAGACGGUGCGUCGUCAGCUGAGCAACGAUAUACUCAUGUUCCGCACAGCAUCGUGUGUGUUCCAUCUGCUUCCCAUUGCCGGAUUGUACACGUUUCUGCCCAAGUAUCUGGAGACACAGUUCCGCCUGGCCACCUAUGAUGCGAACAUGAUUGCCGCCUUUUGUGGCAUCCUCGUCAUGGGCAUUGGCAUUGUAAUCUCAGGUUUAUUCAUAUUGAAGCGCAAACCAACGGCCAGGGGAGUCGCCGCCUGGAUUGCAUUCACCGCACUCGUUUACUCCGCCGGAAUGAUCAUACUCAUGUUCAUUGGCUGCAGCACCAAUGAUUUUGCGGGCUACAAGGCUGGCAAUGCCAACAGUCCGACAAUGAUCGAGCCCGCCUGCAGCACCGUACUCAACUGUACCUGUGAUAAGGAGAACUUUGCCCCAAUUUGUGGCACCGAUGGCAAAAUGUACAUCUCGGCCUGCCAUGCCGGAUGCAGCAGCUCCACGUUGCGUACCAGCGACAAUCGCACACUCUACUCCGACUGUGCUUGCAUUCCAGAUGCUGCUGAGGCGGUCAAUGGUUACUGUGAUAAUAACUGCAAGAACUUUAUCUACUUUAUUUUGAUUUUUGCCAUUUGCGUAUUUAUGCAUUCCACCUCCGAGGUGGGCAGCAUGCUGCUCGUCAUGCGCUGUACACAUCCUAAAGAUAAAGCCAUGGCUAUGGGUGUCAUACAGUCGGCCAUUGGGCUGUUUGGUAAUGUUCCUUGUCCAAUCAUUUAUGGCGCUGUCGUGGACUCGGCCUGCCUCAUUUGGAAGUCGGUUUGUGGCAAACAUGGCGCCUGUUCGCUCUACGAUGCGGACACCUUUAGACGAUACUUUUUGGGCAUUACGGCUGGCAUAAUGUUUCUUGCAUUUCUUAUGGAUUUGGUCGUCUGGCGCAAGGCGCAUCGCAUUGACAUUGCGCCGGAUCAACAGGAUGGUGCAACGGAUGCACCUGCCACACGUUUGGAUGUGUCCGAGUCGAAGCAGCCCAUUGCUCCGGCUCCCGACACAACAGUCUAAAUGCAAAAUCAAAAAUGAAAAAAAAAAACUACUCCGCUGCAAAAAAGAAAAUACACAUUGCAAGAUUUCCAAUAAAUGUUUACCUUAAUUGUUAAUUA
Drosophila innubila is the source of this 3354-nucleotide messenger RNA. RefSeq names its product solute carrier organic anion transporter family member 74D (gene Oatp74D). Gene Ontology annotation, cellular component: membrane. The transcript has 9 exons. Gene Ontology annotation, molecular function: protein binding. Gene Ontology annotation, biological process: transmembrane transport; sodium-independent organic anion transport. Lineage: Eukaryota; Metazoa; Arthropoda; Insecta; Diptera; Drosophilidae. The record is from RefSeq and is a predicted model, not a curated record. Bases 704 to 3256 code for a protein of 850 amino acids.